UCUGUGUCAUGAUGAGUUGGGAGUUGCCGAGGGUCUCGUAUGGAACAGUAAUAGCACUUUAAGUACUAAACUAAAUGUUGAGGACAUACUUCUGGACGGAAGAUCAUCAGAAUCAGACGAUUCUUAUAUUCAAGCAAUGUUUUAUCGUUUGGGAAUUGCUCUUAGAAAACUAGAUGCAGCGGCAGCAGCUGUGCAGGGAUGGAGCUCCAUACGGAGCUACUGCAACAAGCCUCAUGUUCGGGUGGUGGACCUCCGCACUGAUGUGGUGGCCAAGCCUGGGAUCAGGAUGUGCCAGGCCAUGAUGGAGGCCUGGGACAAAGAUUUCUUGGUGAAAGACGACCCCAAUGCCAGGUUGCCGAUUGGAUCUUGUACAGAGGAUCGUGAGCUACAGCAAAUUGCAGCCGACAUGUUUGGGAUGGAGGCGGCGCUGUUUCUCCCAACAGGAACCAUGGGUAACCUCAUUGCAGCGAUGGUGCACUGCCCGGAGCGGGGCGACGAGAUGAUUGUGGGCGAUUUGUCCCAUUUACACAUCUAUGAACAAGGAGGAAGUGCAAAUCUGGCUGGUGUCCACACCACCACGGUGACCACCCUUCCUGACGGGACAUUUGACUUGGAGGAGGUGGAAUCAAGGAUCCGCCAUUACGCUGGUCUCAGCUUCUGCCGCUCUCGCCUCAUCUGUGUGGAGAACACGCACAACAUACGGGGAGGAAGUGUGCUGCCUCUGACCUUCCUGCAGGAGGUCCGCGCUUUAGCAGAUAGAUAUGGUAUGUCUGUUUACAUGGAUGGCGCCAGGUUGUUUAACGCUGCUGUGGCCCAGGGGGUGACUCUAUCCACCAUACUGCAGCACACACACUCUGUCACUGUGUGCCUCUCCAAGGGUCUGGGGGCCCCUGUGGGUGCCAUACUAGCUGGAUCCCAAGAGUUCAUAGACAGCGCAAAGCGGUGCCAAAGAGCUCUGGGUGGAGCAAUUUGGAAGACUCGUAUGCUACAAGCAGCUGGAAGGGUGGCUUUACUGGAUAAUAUAGGAAGACUGGAGGAGGAUCAUCUCAAUGCAAAAACCUUUGCUCAAGCUAUGGUCGACUGUUACCCUCAUCUAUUCUCUGUGGUGGCCGGGGAGACAAACAUUGUACGUUUUUGUCUAAAGCACAAUGUUUGGAGUCCGGAAAAGUUCUGUUAUCUCUUGCAUGACGUUUGUGAAGAAGAGGAGGCUGUGCUGGGACAAGGAAUUAGAGUUCUCAUGUCACCCUAUUUUGGAAACUCGGUGAGAGCUGUGUGGCACCUCGAUAUAUCACCUGAAGACACACAGCUUGCCUUCCAGAAAGUACAAUUUGUUGUUUCUCAGCAUUUGAAGAAAAAACUUAAGGUCAUGAAAUGAAGUCUAAUGCAUAUGCGUGACAAUUUCUUUGGGAAGUUGCAAUGGUGACUGUACUGUACUGUGCAUGCACAAUCUAGGCUCAUAUUUGUUUUUAUUUAAAAAUGUUUUAGCUGUAUAAUGCCAAUACAACAUUAACCAUACAUACAUGUAGUACCAAUAUAAAAUAAUCAAUAUAGAAAUAUAAUGAUGAUCUAUUUUAAUAAAGACAUUUGUGAUCAAGAAGGGGGUGGAGUGGCUCAGUGGUUAAGACUGGUACCCUGUGACUCCACCCCUGACUGAUUGUACUCAAUUCCAUUGUAAGUCGCUUUGGAUAAAAGCGUCUGCUGAAUGACAUGUAAUGUAAAAACAUAUGGGAGGUGUCCUUGGGCCACACUAGUUUCCUUUACUUUGUGUUUGUCUUUUCAUAUUUUUAUGCUGCUCUAUUUCCUUUGUAAUAGACCCAACAUGAAGAUAUGAGGUGCCUUUUGUAAAGUGGCUCAAGCUGAUUUUUUUUUUGCCAUGCUUCAAACAAUGUUAACACGAAUUGAAACUUUUUCCACUUUUACAUCAAUAUUUGUUAACUUAUUAAAUUAUUAAAUCUAGAUAUUAAAUUUUACACCUAAAUGUUAAAUAUUAAAUGUAUUAAGUGUUUAUUUUGGUACGUCCGGUUACUGACUGUGUGAAUAUUAUUAGCCAACAGGUCAAGGUUCACUUGCUUGCUCAUGACCUGCUAUGAACUGCACAUGUCGUUGCUGUUGUUGUUAUAAUUGUUGUGGUAAGUAAUGAGUUACAGUAGAGUAGAUUUGUUGUGUACAAAAAAGUGUGGACGUAGUGUACUUGGUUACAUUUUACUGAGUAAAAAUGAGGACAGGUGAAUUUGGCGCUAAUUAAGGAGAUUUGUGAUUUGUGUGAAGAAGCAUUUGUGACCUUUGACCCAUUAUGACUGAUAGAUUAUGUGUUUACAUUAUUUAUUUUGUCAGAACUUUAAUUUGUAAUGGUUUGCCUUUAAUUUAAACAAUUCAUGUGA
Solea solea (common sole) is the source of this 2381-nucleotide messenger RNA. RefSeq lists its product as uncharacterized. The record is from RefSeq and is a predicted model, not a curated record. Gene Ontology annotation, cellular component: cytosol. The transcript has 8 exons. Gene Ontology annotation, molecular function: L-allo-threonine aldolase activity. The coding region runs from base 137 to 1375 and encodes 412 amino acids. NCBI's taxonomy places the organism in Eukaryota, Metazoa, Chordata, Actinopteri, Pleuronectiformes, Soleidae. Gene Ontology annotation, biological process: glycine biosynthetic process; L-threonine catabolic process.